Messenger RNA from Delphinapterus leucas (beluga whale), 4698 nucleotides. It is a transcript of the gene NFIX, whose product is annotated as nuclear factor I X. Gene Ontology annotation, cellular component: nucleus. Gene Ontology annotation, molecular function: RNA polymerase II cis-regulatory region sequence-specific DNA binding; DNA-binding transcription factor activity, RNA polymerase II-specific. The record is from RefSeq and is a predicted model, not a curated record. Lineage: Eukaryota; Metazoa; Chordata; Mammalia; Artiodactyla; Monodontidae. Gene Ontology annotation, biological process: regulation of transcription by RNA polymerase II.
GUCUAAACUUUCACUUUCACAGCGCGGCGGCGGCGGCGGCGGCGGCGGCGGCGGGCGAGGGUGACCGGCCGAGCGGCGGCGGCAUGGAGUAGACGCGCGGCGGCGGCUGCGGCGGCGGACGCGAGAGGCAGCGGCGAGCGCGGCGGCGGCGGCGGCCCCGGAUCCGGCGGGGCCGAGCCUGCGAGCGGCGAGGCGGAGCGGCGCCGGGCCGAGCGCGGGGCCGCGGGCCGGGCGGGCGCAGCGCGGCGGAGGCCGGAGGAACCGAGCCAGAGCCGGAGCCCGAGCGCGGCCGCCGCCUGCCGGGCCUCCCCUCGCCGCGGCCGGCCGCCGCGCUCCCGCCCGGGCGCCCAGCUAUGUACUCCCCGUACUGCCUCACCCAGGAUGAGUUCCACCCGUUCAUCGAGGCGCUGCUGCCUCACGUCCGCGCCUUCUCCUACACCUGGUUCAACCUGCAGGCGCGGAAGCGCAAGUACUUCAAGAAGCACGAGAAGCGGAUGUCGAAGGACGAGGAGCGGGCGGUGAAGGACGAGCUGCUGGGCGAGAAGCCCGAGAUCAAGCAGAAGUGGGCAUCCCGGCUGCUGGCCAAGCUGCGCAAAGACAUCCGGCCCGAGUUCCGAGAGGACUUUGUGCUGACCAUCACGGGCAAGAAGCCCCCCUGCUGUGUGCUCUCCAACCCCGACCAGAAGGGCAAGAUCCGGCGGAUUGACUGCCUUCGCCAGGCCGACAAGGUGUGGCGGCUGGACCUGGUCAUGGUGAUUUUGUUUAAGGGGAUCCCCCUGGAAAGUACUGACGGGGAGCGGCUCUACAAGUCGCCCCAGUGCUCGAACCCCGGCCUGUGCGUGCAGCCACAUCACAUUGGAGUCACAAUCAAAGAACUGGAUCUUUAUCUGGCUUACUUUGUCCACACUCCGGAAUCCGGACAAUCAGAUAGUUCAAACCAGCAAGGAGAUGCGGACAUCAAACCACUGCCCAACGGGCACUUAAGUUUCCAGGACUGUUUUGUGACUUCCGGGGUCUGGAAUGUGACGGAGCUGGUGAGAGUAUCACAGACUCCUGUUGCGACAGCAUCAGGGCCCAACUUCUCGCUGGCAGACCUGGAGAGUCCCAGCUACUACAAUAUAAACCAGGUGACCCUGGGGCGGCGGUCCAUCACCUCCCCUCCUUCCACCAGCACCACCAAGCGCCCCAAGUCCAUCGAUGACAGCGAGAUGGAGAGCCCUGUCGAUGACGUCUUCUAUCCUGGCACAGGCCGCUCCCCAGCAGCUGGCAGCAGCCAGUCCAGCGGGUGGCCCAACGAUGUGGAUGCAGGCCCGGCUUCUCUAAAGAAGUCAGGAAAGCUGGACUUCUGCAGUGCCCUCUCCUCUCAGGGCAGCUCCCCGCGCAUGGCUUUCACUCACCACCCGCUGCCUGUGCUUGCUGGAGUCAGACCAGGGAGCCCACGGGCCACAGCAUCAGCGCUGCACUUCCCCUCCACAUCCAUCAUCCAGCAGUCGAGCCCAUACUUCACGCACCCGACCAUCCGCUACCACCACCACCAUGGGCAGGACUCGCUGAAGGAGUUUGUGCAGUUUGUGUGCUCGGAUGGCUCGGGCCAGGCCACCGGACAGCCCAACGGUAGCGGCCAGGGCAAAGUCCCGGGGUCAUUUUUGCUACCACCGCCGCCUCCAGUGGCCAGACCUGUGCCCCUUCCUAUGCCUGAUUCCAAAUCCACCAGCACUGCCCCAGACGGCGCCGCCUUGACUCCUCCAUCACCUUCAUUCGCAACGACAGGCGCCUCCUCUGCCAACCGGUUUGUCAGCAUCGGACCCCGGGACGGCAACUUUCUGAACAUCCCACAGCAGUCUCAGUCCUGGUUCCUCUGAUAAGAUCGACAAAAGAAAUGGCAAAAUGAAAAGAAGAGGUUCCUCAAAAGGGGGGAGAAGAAAUUUUGAGACGUGGAAAAAAAUCCCCCAGCCCAGCCCAGCCCCACCGAAAAGCAAAAAUUAGACGUCGUCAGCCACUCAGCCCUUCUCUCCUCCAGCCCGGGGACCCCUGCAGGCCCCCAGAAGCAGCUCAGUUCUCGGAGAGCCUCAGAAGAGGUCUCGGUGGAGCUGUGCACCAGCAGCCAAGCAGAAAGAAACAUGCAAAACGGACUCUGUCAAGUAGAGGACAGAAAGAAAGGAUGCAGAACUGCCUUCCUCCCCCCCACAUCCCGUCCCGGCCUUCUGGGGAAGGAGCAAAAUCCCCAAACAAAGCAACCAGCACAAUUCUGAAGGGGCCUGUCCCCCACCCUCACCCUUCCUAGGGGAACCCCACCCUCGACUAGGGCCGGAGCUUCACUAGGGAGCUCAGAGGACCAGCUUGUAAAGAUGAUGGGGUGCAGAUCCAGAGGGCUCUCCCCUCCAGACUCCACCCCCUCCCUCCCUCACUGCCUUUGCCUCUGGCUUCUUCCCCCAGCUGCUCUGGACCGGGUGAGGCAGGGUAGCCUCGCGAUGUCCCUCUGCCCCACCCUCGGGCUAGAAGCCCCCCAACCCCGGCUGGGCAGGGGGCAUCUCCCGGAGCUAGUUUUGUGCUCCCAGAAUGGAGGUUGUUCUACCACCCGACCCUGAGCUGCAGGGGCAGUUCCCCGGGCCCCAAACCCCUCUGUACAGUCCAUAGGAAAAGGUCGGAAUGCUCUAGACAGCCCAUCCCAGCCUGGGACAGGUCCCCUCUUCCCUCUCUCCCAAGGCAGGCCAGGAAGGUCACCGUCCUGACGUGCUACAAGUGAGGGGAAGUGGGCCCCAGGUUGCCCCCACACCCCAGCCCCGCAUGCAGGUGCCCUCGCUCCGCCCCAUCGGUCCCUGCCCCUGCCCCUACGCAGACAGCCCUGCUGUGGCCGGGCCGGAGAGUGGAGCAGAAAGGGGACCCCGGAGUCGAGCGAGGAGGACGAGGCAGCCGCCGCUGCCGUUGGCUAAACCGCCACCCGCGCUAGGUAGGCGUCCUGCUUGCCGACUUUCAGUUCCUUUGGAGGGUGUUGGGUGUCGUCCUUUUUCAGAAGUGUUUUGGAGCUUUCUCUGCCUCCCCUUUCCCCCACGCCACCCCCACGGCCACUUCUCUCUGGAUUUCAGCUGUAAUGUCUUUACUCUUUAUUUAGGGGUGGGGCAUUCAUUGUUUCGGUCUUUUUGCUGUUGCAAUUGGGAACUCCUCCAUUUGAGCAACUUGGGAACAAUUUGGUAACACACCACAAGAAGUAGCUCUCCCCCACCACCACCACCACCACAGCCCCCUCCUCCCCCAAGGGAUGGUUGGGGGCCUGUCCAGAGGGUCUUCAGAAGCCCCCCUGGGAGGGAGGGGAGCAAGAGCACGCCCAGCCCGCCUCCAGGGUGUGACUUGGCCCCUCUGGCUUGUCUUUCUGUGCCUUACUCCCUCCUCCCUGCAUCUUGGCCCCCUUCUGGAGUCCUUGUGCCUCUCUCUCUCUCUUUCUCUCUCCUUCUUAACUGUAUGAAAACACAAAGCACAGGUCAGGAUCCUCUGAAAGUCAAUCAACCCAACGUUGCACCACAUAGGGGUGGGUUAUGGGCUUAAUUUAUUGUGAAUCUAGUUUGUGAGGCUGUGGCCCCAAGCAAAGGGAGGGAAGGAGGGGAGGGAGGUGGCUGGAGAGGAGAGGAGAGCUCUUACCUGGGGCAAAAGGGGCCAGCUUGAGUGGUGCCUCCUCCCCAGCUGGAAGCCACAAGGUGGCUGGCCCCAGGGGUGGCUUUUGUUGGAAGUUGAGCGAAGCCCCUCCCCCAUCCGCGUGCAGCCCUCGAGGAGGACCGGGUCUGAGAAGCAGGGGGUAGGGGAAUCCGCGGGAGCCUGGGGGUCGUGGGGAGUAGGGCGGGGGGUGGGGGGCCGGGUGGGCCGGGCAUGACGCGCGGUCAAAGUGCAAUGAUUUUUCAGUUUGGUUGGCUAAACAGGGUCAGAGCUGAGAGGGGAGCAGAAGGGACCCCUGCCCCCCUGCCCGGCCGCACACGCCCCUUCCCUCGAAGACAAUCGGGGCCGCGGGCGCGGUGGGUCCUCGGGGGCGGGGGUCUGCGGGGCGCCCGCCCAGGCGAGGUCGGAAGCUGCAGGCCAGCUGGGCCGGGGCGGGAGCGCGCCCUGCAGGGCUGCCGGGGUGGGCACGGGGGUUGGGGGCCGCUCCUUUCCUAAGUGUUGUUGUGAGGGGCAGGCGAGGGGCGACGAGGGCGACAGGAGAUGUGGGGACGUGUUAGAAGAGAAAAAACCCACAAAAAAUAUAUAUGGGGGAAAUGAACUUUUUUUUUUUUCAUUGAACCAAGUGCAAUGCAUCAGAGAGUUUUCCUAUCUUUGUAUGUUAAGAGAUUAAGAAAAAAAAUUCUAUUUUUGUUGUAAUGUCCUCGCGGCUCUGGGGACGCUAAAAGAACCGGGCCUGCCCCGCCUUGUGCGGGGGUAACGAAAGCUGAGUGUUUUUUCCUUUUUUUUUUUUUUUUUUUUUUUUUUUUUUUUCUUUUUUUAAGUCGUUUUCCUGCGUUGACGAGGAUGAUCUGGGGUUUUUAUUUGUUUCGUCGUUCGUUCUCGGUUUCGGUGGGAGGGCUGAAGGAAACGUUCACAUUUUAGAAUUGAAAAAUAAAAAAAUCAACACCUCGACAUUAAAAAACCAACACAAGAUCAAAAAGGAAAAGGACGAGAGAAAAUUAUUUUAAAGAUAAUUCAACAUAAAAACCCUGGUGCUUCUUACAUUAUAAA